This is a messenger RNA of Malaclemys terrapin pileata, 5857 nucleotides long. RefSeq names its product AFG3-like protein 1. NCBI's taxonomy places the organism in Eukaryota, Metazoa, Chordata, Testudines, Emydidae. The coding region runs from base 30 to 2378 and encodes 782 amino acids. The record is from RefSeq and is a predicted model, not a curated record. Gene Ontology annotation, biological process: protein-containing complex assembly; mitochondrial protein processing. Gene Ontology annotation, molecular function: ATP hydrolysis activity; metalloendopeptidase activity; ATP binding. Gene Ontology annotation, cellular component: membrane; m-AAA complex. The transcript has 17 exons.
CGCGUCAGGGCGCGGCGGAGCCGUGGGGAAUGGCUCAUCGGCUCGCGUCGGGGACUCUGGUGCCGCCUCUCGCUGCCCUAUGGCGAGGGGGCUGCCGGACGCACACACCGGCUGGACUCAGGGCCCUGGCACCGAUCCGGCAGUGGCUCAAGGGGAUCCGCACCCUGCAGCAGGACUAUCCAGGGAGCAUAGCAUCCGCUUGGCAAUGGCUCUGCUCAAAACCACCCAAAGGCUUUGAGAAAUAUUUUAAGAAGAAUGGAAAAAGUCCCGGCCGAGCAGAGGAUGCUCACCAGACUAAAGGCCUCCCUGAUCCAAAAGAUCUCGGUCAUGGGGGAAAUGGCGGAGGAGGUGGCGGCAAGAGAGGAGGAAAGAAGGAGGAUGCUGGGUGGUGGAGGCGCGUGUGGAAGGGAGAGUUCCCCUGGGAUGACAAGAACUUCUGCUACCUGGUUGUCACGGGGGCAGGCGCUGCCGUGGGAUUCCUCUAUUUUUUUUGGCGAGAUCCUGGCAGAGAAAUCAACUGGAAGCAUUUUGUCCAUUACUACUUGGCUAGAGGAUUGGUGGACCGUCUGGAAGUGGUGAACAAACAGUUUGUGCGCGUGGUCCUCGUGCCGAGUGUGAGCUCAGAGAGGUAUGUCUGGUUUAACAUCGGCAGCGUCGACACGUUUGAACGGAACCUGGAGAGCGCCCAGCUGGAGCUGGGAAUGGAAGGCUCCCAGCAGGUGGCAGUGAUUUACACCAGGGAGAGUGACGGCACAUUCCUCGUGAGCAUGGUGCCCAUUCUGCUGCUGGUUGGCUUCCUUCUGUUCAUUCUGAGACGCGGGCCAAUGGGAGCCGGGCGCAGAGGACGAGGGGGCGGGCUCUUCAGCGUUGGCGAGACGACGGCCAAGAUCCUGAAAGACAACAUUGAUGUGCAGUUCCGAGACGUGGCCGGCUGCGAGGAAGCCAAGCUGGAGAUCAUGGAGUUCGUGAACUUCCUGAAGAACCCAAAACAAUACCAAGACCUGGGCGCCAAGAUCCCAAAGGGUGCUGUGCUCACGGGCCCGCCGGGCACCGGGAAAACCCUCCUGGCCAAAGCGACAGCGGGAGAAGCCAACGUUCCCUUCAUCACAGUGAACGGCUCGGAGUUCCUGGAGAUGUUUGUGGGCGUGGGGCCCGCCCGGGUUCGGGACAUGUUUGCCUUGGCCCGCAAACAUGCCCCCUGCAUCCUGUUCAUCGAUGAGAUCGACGCCGUCGGCCGGAAGCGGGGCCAGGGGAACUUCGGGGGGCAGAGCGAGCAGGAGAACACCCUGAACCAGCUGCUGGUCGAAAUGGACGGGUUCAACUCCAGCAUUAACGUGGUGGUGCUCGCAGGAACAAAUCGCCCAGACAUUCUGGACCCUGCGCUGCUGAGACCGGGGCGCUUUGACCGUCAGAUUUACGUCGGUCCGCCUGAUAUCAAAGGCAGAGCAUCCAUCUUUAAGGUCCACCUCCGGCCCCUGAAACUGGAGGAAAGCCUCAGCAGAGAUGCCCUGGCUAGGAAAUUGGCUGCAUGGACUCCGGGAUUCACUGGUGCUGACAUCUCCAACGUCUGCAAUGAGGCUGCCUUGAUUGCCGCUCGCCACUUGAAGCCCUCUGUCGCCGAGAAGCACUUUGAGCAGGCCAUCGAGAGAGUCAUCGGGGGUCUCGAGAAGAAGACCCAGGUUCUGCAGCCGAACGAGAGGACCACAGUGGCCUAUCACGAAGCUGGGCAUGCUGUGGUGGGAUGGUUCCUGGAGCACGCUGAUCCCCUGCUGAAGGUGUCGAUCAUCCCCAGGGGCAAGGGGCUGGGCUACGCGCAGUACCUGCCCAAGGAGCAGUACCUGUACACCAAGGAGCAGCUGUUCGAUCGCAUGUGCAUGAUGCUGGGCGGCAGGGUAGCUGAGCAGCUGUUCUUUGGGCGCAUCACCACAGGCGCUCAGGACGACUUGAAGAAGGUGACGCAGAGCGCCUACGCCCAGAUCGUCCAGUUUGGGAUGAGUGACAAGCUGGGCCAGGUCUCCUUCGACUUCCUGUGGCAGGGUGAGCCGCUCACAGAGAAACCAUACAGCGAGGCGACGGCCCAGCUGAUAGACGAGGAGGUCCGAAGCCUCAUCAACUCUGCAUACGAAAGAACCCGGGAGCUACUGACGCGGUGUCACGACCAGGUGGAGAAAGUAGGAAAGCGUCUCUUGGAGAAAGAAGUGCUGGAGAAAGCGGACAUGGUUGAAUUGCUGGGCCCCAGGCCCUUUGCAGAGAAAUCCACCUAUGAAGCGUUUGUAGAGGGCACUGGGAGCUUGGACGAAGACACCUCCCUCCCAGAGGGCUUGAAGGACUGGAACUGCGAGAGAGAUGAGGAGAGAGCGCAGGAGAGCACCUCCUAGCAGUGAGAGCCAGCUGGGGAGGACGGUGCUCGAGCCGCUGGGUGGGCGCCGGUCCCCAGGGGCCCUUUCUGUGUGCGUCUCCCGGUGGUAAUGCUGACACCGGACAGAGCCGUCCAGGAGGCCGGAGCAGGGGCAAGGCUAAGUCUGUAAAUAGGAACAGCAGGCAAGGCCCCUGCUCUGCCCUGGGAGGGCUGGUGCACUGGCUUUCCCUCUGAAAGCUGCAGGUCUCGCCCUCUCCUCUCCCCGGUGCCAGCCUCGGGCCUGGCUGGCUGACACAAGGGCUCCGGCCGCACCCGGUCACGACAAGUGCCCGUUCCUACUGGCGGGUACAGCAGCUGCUUUCCUGGUGCUCAUGGCCCAGUCUCCAUGGGCCUGUUCAGUCUGUGCAGGGUGGAUGGGGCGUGCUCCUGCCAGCAUCCACCUCUCCCCAGCAGCUGUCCCAAAGCCAGGAGGGUGCUGGAGGGACUCCCCAGCCACGGGGUAGAGGCUGGGAGCCCAAGCGAGCAGCAGGGUGAGCUCUCCUCUGACUAGUGACUCUGUCCAGGAAGCGGUUACCCUAGUGCUACCACAGCAUCCUCCCCGACUGUAACGCCCUACCCAGCACAGCCAGCCCGGCAGGAAGGGGGACAAGGAUCCCAGGCCAUGUCCCACAGCUCCCUGGGGCGUGAAAAGAGCCAAUGCCAAAGCUUUUCCCGUCCUCUCCGGCGGAGGGGAGGGUGCGCAGAGGGGGAAGAUCCUCCCCUGCGAGUUCCUGUCCUCAGGCCCUUCAGCGAAGUCCUGCUUUGCCCUCGGCUCCCUGUGCAUAGCAGUGUCUGAGCGAGGACAGCGGUCUAGGAGACGAGGCAGAACCAGUCUAAAGAGCCCUUCAGAGCAGCAGCCGUGUGCACCUGGUAGAAAGAGCUGGCCUGUGGGCAGUCCCUGCAGCACUACGCUGGGAAAUGCCCCCCCUUCGCCCGAGGCAACGGGCGCUGGGGAGCCGAGAGCGUGGUGGAAAUGGGCUAACAAAAUGGUGCUAAUGAAGUGACGCUGCAGUGGGCUCUGCCCCCUGGCCUGGCUGGUCCGCCCGGUCGGACGGACGUUAGCAGGAGUCACUCUGGCCCUGUAGGACUCAGUGAGUCAUGGGGCAGUGUGGGGUGCUGGUAGCCAGAAGCUCCCCCAGCUCUGACCCCUGUUCUGGGGGGUGCAAGUUCCUGGGGGCCUGGCAGUGGGUCUCUUGGCCUGGGGUGUCUUUAUGGCACCUCUAGCCGUGUAUCAAAGCAGUCGCUGUUGGCCCGGCUGUGUCCUGGGUUAGCUCCUCUCUCCGGGCAGGGCGUUCCUAGCUCAGGCCGAUGGGGGGGAGGGGAAAGGGAGCCUCGCUUCUAAAAGCUGAGACGUGGAUUCCUUCCUUGCAUCGAGCCUGUGCCCUGCCCUUGCCUUGUGCCCAGGGCGAGGGGUUCGCCUGCCUUGUGGGCACCCUCGUUCCAUGGCCUGGCUCCGGCACUGCUCUGCUUUGCGUUUGGGCCCCGUGCAGCAUCCCGGCAAAGGGCGUUUCUCUGUGCCCAGCCCUCUGCCCAUGGGCUCCCGAGUGAGCAGCAUUCAUGCUGCAGGGGCUGUGAGGGGAGGGGCAUCUGCAGCAAACCCAGCCCCCCCCCCCCCCCAGUGCAGUUCAGAAGGUGACGUUUCAGUGAUGGGAGGAAGCUUUGCAAAUAGCCUGUGUCCCCGGCAGGCUGAGCUUCCCUAGCUCCCGUGCCUGGCGCCGGGGUCGUGACCCGCUCCUGCCUCGCCAGCCCCUUGGCCAGCCCCUCGACUGACCGAUUGCAGCACCUCCGCUGCUGGAGAAGCCCGCCCCAGCCAGGCCACUGGAUGGCCAACGUGCUGCCUUCGAAGUGCCUUCCCCUGCAGCCAUCGGUGUUUGGGCUUUGGAGUCCCUUUACUCCCGUUUCACUAAGGCAAAUGCAGACAGCAUAACCCCCCCUCUGCCUGGUCUAGUCACUUCCCCUGGCCACAGGGGGGUCAAGCUCAGCUAGUCACCCCGGGGAGCAUGUUCCAGCCUUCUUGGGCUUAGGAAUUGCAGGCUGUAUUCUCCAGGGCCCAGUUCGUUCCUUGCCUCCAGCACCCACGGUCUGGGGGCAGAGCUGGGCACAUCUCUGUGGGGGGUGGAGGGGAGCACUGAGUCUCAGAGCCCUGGUCAGCGGACUGGGGCUGGUGCUAUGGGGCUAAAACUACCAGUCUAGAUGUGCCAGGCUCUGCAACCCACCGCCUGGCCUAGCAGAAAUGCCCUGCUGGGGCUGGGCGCCUGUUACGGCUCAGAUGCAGUACGAAGCACCUCUGCUGAAUUACCUCGGCAGUAGUGAGGCUGCCACGCCAGCUGCUGUGCAGCCAGGAACCUGUCCUGCCUUCUCUGGAGCGUUGGCCUGUUACAACAAGAACCCCGCGCAAGUGGAGGCAAUGACUUGAUCUGGACAGCUAUGAAGAGUGCUUUGCGUGCUCCCCCUGUGGCUGCAGCUUGCCCACGACUGGGACUUCACUAGCCAGCCCGGGCUGCGCUGCCUCGGAGUGUUUGUGACUCGUGACACCUGGAGAGCGCCAGGUGGCUUUCCUCCAAAUGCCGCAGACGCAGGGUUUGGCUCAGCUGGGCCCUCUCGGAAGCGUUCAGCGUUUGUUUCACCCCGACAGGGCUGUGCUCUCCUGGCUAAGCAGCUACUGUCAAAUCUGUUUCCACCCCUUGUCUGCUAGCUGGCCUCUGCGCUUCUCUGCCGCUUCCACAGCACAAGAAGCUGGUACCCUGCAGCUCUCCUCUGACUAGUGCCUGCGGAAAAGGCCCUGGCUUACUCAGCAGAGCCGCCCACUGUCUGUUCGACGUCGGAUCUGCUGCCUGGGGUGAGAAAAUCAUUUACUGCCUUUGACUCCCGCUGGACCAGGACCACAUUGUCCUUCCUCGGUGCUGGGCACGAAAUUCAGUCUGUUACGCCACUGGAAGCAGCAGGCCUGUGCCGAUGGCACAAAGGACAUAAUGUGAAGGCAGGGGGAAUUACAUGACUGGUGUUAAUGGACCCUGGAGACCCUUCAUUCCUGUGGCUGCUGAAGAGAAGAAUCUUGCUUGAUGUUCAGAUCCCAGGCUGAGUUUGGGGCACUGGCAAUUAGACAAAUCAGGCCCUCUGAUCGGGGCUCCCUGCCCAUAAACACGAGCCCCUCGGAUGGAAUCCCUCUGUGACAUCCCCACCCCACUGCGGCUGUCCUGCCUGCCUUUCCAGCAGUGCCACUCAGGUAGGGAGCAAGGAGGGAGGGAGACGCUGAUGCUAUUAGUAUUUAUAGUGUAUUUCCUCUCACAUGGUGGAGCUGGCGUAGCAGUGUGUGCUUGGGAGGGGGAAGGCAGUGCAAAGGAACUAGCCUUGUCUCCGGCGAUCCAGCCCCCCUUUACCACUGCGCUGGGCUCAACUUGAUAACGGUGGAGUUGUGAUUUCUAAUGCAGGGUGCUAAAUAAACCGUAUCCCACUGUG